GAGAGAGACCAGAGUAGCACUGUGCGUGACGGGGCUCUCUUCGCCAGUCAAAGCUGGCUCCCUUCUCCCGCGGAGGUGACGCUCUGCUCGGCGCGAGUGCGUAAACAAGCGGAGCGUUUGGAAGAGAGACACACACUGGAGAUGCACCACAUCACGUCCUGCUCGUGUGGACUUUUGUAGACACAAAAAGCCUUCGAUGUGGGAUCCAGUUUUGUCGCUCUUGCCAGGCUGAAAUCCUCCUGGGUCAGGACCUCGCUCAUGGCGGCCCUGCUUCUUGGGCUGCUGCUCUUCGCCAUGCAGUCCCCCACCGUUCCCACCUCCUCGCCCCUGGCGGACGGCGAGGGGCCGCCCUCCGUCCCUUUGCCGCCCGACAUCGGCGCCGCGGACCACCCGAAUGGGACGGAGCAGCAGCUCCCGCGGAUCAUCAUCAUCGGCGUGAGGAAAGGCGGGACGCGGGCCCUCAUCGAGAUGCUGAGCCUGCACCACUCCGUGGCGGCGGCCCAGAACGAGGUGCACUUCUUUGACUGGGAGAGCCACUUCCAGAAGGGCUUGACUUGGUACCGCAGCCAGAUGCCGUUCGCCUUCCCCAAUCAGGUCACCGUGGAGAAGACGCCUGCCUACUUCACCUCCGCCAAAGUCCCCAAGCGCGUCCACCAGAUGAACCCCGACGCCAAGCUGCUGCUCAUCCUCAGAGACCCCACGGAGCGUGUGCUGUCAGACUACACACAAGUCUUCUACAACCGCCUCCAGAAGCACAAACGCUACCAGCCCAUCGAGUCGGUGCUGGUGAAGGACGGCGAGGUCAACCUGGGCUACAAGGCGCUCAACCGCAGUCUGUACUACAUGCACAUGCAGGACUGGCUGCAGUACUUCCCGCUGGAGAGCAUCCAUGUGGUGGACGGCGACCAGCUCAUCCGGGACCCCUUGCCCGAGAUGAAGAAGGUGGAGCGCUUCUUGAGGCUGGAGCCGCAGAUCAACGCCUCCAACUUCUACUUUAAUCAGACCAAGGGAUUCUACUGUUUGCGAGAGCAGGGGCGGGAGCGCUGCUUGCACGACUCCAAGGGCAGGGCGCACCCCCGCGUAGCUCCUGCCAUCCUGCAGAAACUUUACCAGUUCUUCCACCAGCCCAACAGGAAGUUCUUUGAGCUAGUGGGUCAAACAUUCAACUGGAAGUGAAAGCUUUCUCUUUCGGUGCUAACAGAGUACAUGAAGAUGGCACUAAAUCUAUUUUUAUACACGUUAGACUACUCACAAUAACAUUCAGGUGAAAUUUCAGGAUGAACCUAAAAUGCAUUUUAAGGUGAACUUCAUUUGACCCUUUCAUGUCCAACUGAUUAGUGUUUCAGUCAUUUUUGCAAACACUAGGAGAUGAAUGGCGAAAUUCACAACAGGUGCACGAUUUGAUGAAUUCUGACAUCAUGAGCCCAAGACAACACCGAACAACUGAUCGACAGUAGGUCACCUUUGCGAGGCUUCAAACAGGAUGUUCUCAAAAGGGAAGUGGUCACUGAGUAGAGUGUCACAGAGUGUCAUCAGAAGGUUCCAACAGAGUUACAGCGAGGCUGUAAGUGUCACAGAAACCAUAGAAGCGGACGCCUUUGGAAAUGUUCAUGUAUCAAACACCUGCUGUGAAUGCCAUUCAACUCCUUGUCAGAGAACAUCGAGUUAGGAAAAAACUACUGAAACAUUGAACAUGUGGACAAAGUUCAGAGAAAGUUCACCUGUAAAGGUGACAGUGCAUUUUAGGUUAAACCCGAAAUUUCGUCCAAAAGUCAAAUAUCCCUAAUAAUUAUGAUUGUGAAUUAUAAUUAAAAUAAUAAUAAUAAUAAUAAUAAUAAUAGUUAUUAUAUAUUAUAAUAUAUAAUUUAUAUUAUUAUUAUUAUUACUAUUAAAUAUUCAUAACCCUUUGUGAGUAAUCUAUAUCCGAACCCGAAGGACAUCCAGCUGCUGCGAUGUAUUCUUUCAGUACCUUCAUAUUGCAUUUAUAUUGCAACAACAGAUACAUCUUUUUAUUCAAACUGUGUAUGUUUAAGAAAAUGUAAUCAAUUGUCCGAUGCACUCAGUCCAGAUUUGAGUUUUAUGUCAAGGACAGUUGUCCAAAUGCACCUGGGCACGUCCAUUUGCCGAUUAUGAUGGUGUCAUGUACGAGUUUGUUCUGGUGAGAAUUUAGUACGAUUUCAAACAAAAAAAUGCACUCUAGUCAUUAGACAUAUUUAUUUGCUACAUUGCAAAGACUUUAGUUUUUGUCAUAAAAUUAAAAUGCCCCUUUGGAAUAAUGCUAAAUUAAAGAAUUUUAUGGAAAAUUUUAUGUUUUAUUUCCCAACAUUUUCUACAGCCUAGAAAGCCCUAGAAAAUUGUUAUUAUAGUUUUACUUUUUUUUUUUUUACACUCCUACAAAAUGAAUAUCGCAUUUGAACAUGAUAAAGGAAUAUAUAAUCAUAUAUAUACAUAAACUUGUGAGGGGGAAAAAAAGUCAAAUCCAAAGAUUUACACUCCAUAACAUGUGAUUGCACAACCAAAGUGUGGAUCCCAGUUAUAGCAAUUUCAACUCAGCACAUCAGCCAUGUUUGCGGAAUGUUCUGUGGCCAUUUCUCUGAACUGAGUGAAGCCCACAUUCAUUAUGUUGCAUAACAGACCAGUUUGAUCCUCAUCAAGUGCUUAACAUUUUGUGUGAUUUCUUGCAAAAUUUUGGUGUGUUCAUGUUUCCUGUAAAUAGAGGUUUCUAAAACAAAUAAUGAAUACUACAUUAAAGAGCUAUAUUAUUUUCA
Messenger RNA from Phyllopteryx taeniolatus (common seadragon), 2768 nucleotides. It is a transcript of the gene hs3st1, whose product is annotated as heparan sulfate (glucosamine) 3-O-sulfotransferase 1. The record is from RefSeq and is a predicted model, not a curated record. The transcript is spliced from 2 exons. Gene Ontology annotation, molecular function: [heparan sulfate]-glucosamine 3-sulfotransferase activity. NCBI's taxonomy places the organism in Eukaryota, Metazoa, Chordata, Actinopteri, Syngnathiformes, Syngnathidae. The coding region runs from base 259 to 1176 and encodes 305 amino acids.